UUACACAGUGCUGACGUGGCACAUCCGGUGGUGUCCGGUCAGCCUGUUCUCCGAGCAAAGGUAGAGCAAUAAAAACCCACCCACUGAAUGUAAGUAGGUGCUUGGCUAGAAGACCUUUAAGCAGCCCCUUUCUCGAUCCGAUCUGCUAGGGUUUCCUUUCUCGUUUCCAUUUCCCAAGUCCAUCAAGGAAGGGGCUUUAUUCGUCCCAGUGUCAGAAGAUGAAGAAGACGAACCGGCGCUCAAAGCAGCUGAUCGAUGCGUCCCACGCCGAUGCUGACAUGAAAGAUUGCUCGAGCAGAGUUCGCGAGCUGGAACAAGAAAACAAGGCCUUUCAGAAGGAGAUUGAAGAACUAAAGUACAGGCUAUCAAAUGUUUCAUCCACUCCCACUUAUAGCGCUGAAAAGGUUAAAGAAGAUUAUCUCAAAAAGCUGAUUGUCCUUGAAGAUCAGGUUGAGGAAUUAAAAAGAAAGCUAGAUGCUAAGUCUCAACUCUCAAUACAAAGACCAAAAGGUGACAAAGCAACAGAACAGUUACAUCUCGAGAUUCAGAGUUUAAAAGCUCAGAAGGUUCAACUGCAAUGUAAAGUCAAGAUAGACUCUCUGCAGUUCAGGUUAAGCAAGGCUUCAAUGGAAAAAGAAAUCCUUCAGCUCAAGAAAGAGGGUAGGAGGAAUCAAUUUGAGAUGCAUAAACUACAAGAUUCUAACCAGAGACUAAAGAUGGUUUUGCAACGAAAGACUAUAGAAGCUUUUGUGGCAACAAAGCGGUUAAGAGAGCUUUUAGAAUCUCGAAAGGAUUUGUUGCAAAAGACUGCUGGUGCCAGAAAUGGGAAUAAACCAGCAACUCAGGGCAUGGAGCAUGAGCUUGAAGUAACAACACAGAUACAUGAACUAUGUUCGGAAUAUGAAAGUCAAAUGGAAGUAAUGGCUGAGGAGAUUGCUAAGCUUAAGGAAGAAGUGGAUAUGCUGAAGCAAGAACAGUCUAGAUGCAUAUUGCAGGAAAAAGAAGCUGACUCCUUGGGGGAGAAUCUAGACAUAAAAGAGCUGAAGGAACAUUUAGUUUGUCUAGGCAGUUUGCUUGGGCAGUUAAGAGUGCAAAAGUCUAAACUUGAUCAAGGAAACAAGUCACAGGAUGUUUCGAGUAAACUCUCAUUUUGUGUCACAAGUGGUAAUCGGUUAAUAGAGGGUGCAAAUACAACCGAAUCAGAACCUUCUGAACAAAGUAAUGUUGUUAGGAACAAACUUGGAUCAGGUGUAUGCUGCUCAUGUAGCAAGAAGUCUUUGUGCAAAACAACAAAAUGCAGAUGUCGCCACAGGGGUGGCAGCUGUGGGACAUCAUGUGGUUGUGCAGCCUCUAAGUGCAGCAACAGAGAAGCAGUGCUGAUCCAUUUGAAUGACUCACCAGAAUCACAGAUUGCUGAAAGCAAAGCUAAUUCUCUAAAGAUUAUUGAAACAGAGAAGAUCGCCACAGAUGCUUCUCAAGGUGCAAUGCUACUUCAGAGUGCUCUAGUUGAUAAACCCGUUGAGAAGAAUGUCAAUCAUGAGCCAAGCAAGAAACCUUUAUCUAACAUUGGUAACAUAUUGGCCAAUCCAAAUGGUGUAAGACCUGAGGGGAGAAAGAAAAGGCAGAAGCCAGUAAUUCAGCUUGUUACUGUGGAUGCACCUUCCUCGCUUGCAGAGAACGUCAAAGCCACAAAAGAAGCAAAGUGAAGUGCAAGCAGAUCUUCCUUUGAAGUUACCAAGUAUUUUGAAAUCAGGCUGUCUCAAAUAGCAGUAGAUUGAACGGAAAUUCUGGUCUGCCACAUUAAUUUCUUUGCUACUAAUGUGUUAUAUGAUCCUGCAUCAAGAAUUCUAAUCCUGCUGACUAGGUGCUAAUGCGACAGAGCUAUAUUCUUUAGCAUGGUAUUCAUGAGUUUGGUCCCUGUUGGAAAAAUUGACCUAUACUGAAAAUUUGGACAUGUAAUUUGCCGUAGUAACAGUUUGUUACAGUAUGUGAUUACUGAAGAGGGAGGCUUCUACGAGAAAUGGUUUUUCAGGUUUUGGAUAGAGUUGGUUUUUCAGAUUGUUAUGGUAAAUCACUUGUAUAAUUGCAGUUUGACAACCAAACAAUAAAUUUUCGUUCUACU
Messenger RNA from Ziziphus jujuba (common jujube), 2122 nucleotides. RefSeq names its product kinesin-like protein KIN-4C. The coding region runs from base 219 to 1706 and encodes 495 amino acids. Gene Ontology annotation, biological process: microtubule-based movement; mitotic spindle organization. NCBI's taxonomy places the organism in Eukaryota, Viridiplantae, Streptophyta, Magnoliopsida, Rosales, Rhamnaceae. The record is from RefSeq and is a predicted model, not a curated record. The transcript has 12 exons. Gene Ontology annotation, molecular function: microtubule motor activity.